CUUACAAUAGAGCAUACUUUCGUACCUUCUCUAGUCUUAUUACAGAAUUAUGGGGUUGGCGAACUGACGAGACACGGAACUGCGUGGGCGUGACCAAGCUUGAACAAACUUCGUGUGGAUUUGGAUUUGCGUUAUCCUACACUGAGAAUCGUUCAAAUGCACUAAUUCUGUCUGAUCAGACAAAUAGAGAGAGGACGCUGGAUGUACCGUUCAUGUCAUCCUGUGAACGCAUCCAAUCAGUCGACUGUGGGAGAUGCCAUGCUCUCCUCCUCUCCAGUCAAGGCCACGUCUACUCAUGUGGUCACAACCCAUUUGGUCAGUGCGGAUAUUCGAGCUACAAAGAUAUAAACAAAAAUAUAGAGACAAGUCUGAUGUCUCCUGUUGAUUAUAUAAUGGAGUCUGGCAUGAAAAGAGUAGACAGUCUGAAGGAAAGGAUUGUACAGGUCGCUUGUGGUCUCGAUCACAGUUUGUUUCUAGACGAGAAAGGAGUCGUGUAUUCGUGUGGUUGGGGAGCAGAUGGUCAGACGGGCAUCGGACAUUACAAUGAUGAGACGAUACCACAACAGGUAGAAGGCGAUCUGCAAGGAAGGAGGGUCAAACAGAUUGCCACUUCGACUGAUUGUAGUUUGGCUCUUACUAGUGACGGUAUCGUAUGUGGGUGGGGGAAUUCAGAGUAUCAGCAGUUGGGACUCGACACGACCGAAAUGCAAGUCGCUGUUCCGAGUGUCAUCUCAGGAAAAUUAUUUGAAAAAGGGAGAGUCGUAAUGGUUGCUGCAGGUGGAUCAUUUUGUUUGUUUUUAACAUCUGUUGGUGCAGUGUACUCCAUAGGCUACGGAGCUGGACUUGGACUUGGCGAUGAGAUCCAGUCAACGUCUAUACCUAAAGAAAUUAGAUUCGAUAUGGUGCAGGGUCAGAGAAUAGGACAGAUACAUGCGAGUGUGGACUACGCUGCUGCUGUUACUAAUGAUGGACGUCUGUACGUUUGGGGUCACAACAGACACAAACAGUUAGGUCCGUAUUGUGAUUACUUGAGUGACGUAUGGAGACCAGCACUCGUGAAAUUACCUUAUAAAAUAGAGACUGUUCAUCUAGGCAUCGACAGCAUGUCUGUGACUAGACGGUUAACACAGUAGCGGUUGUAUUGUGAUUGUAGAGCUUACUCUAGUAGCAUCUGACAUCUGACAUAUUUACUUUAUUUUUAAAUACAAAUACAUACAUUAAUAAUG
Corticium candelabrum is the source of this 1226-nucleotide messenger RNA. Its product is annotated as RCC1-like G exchanging factor-like protein. NCBI's taxonomy places the organism in Eukaryota, Metazoa, Porifera, Homoscleromorpha, Homosclerophorida, Plakinidae. Gene Ontology annotation, molecular function: rRNA binding; guanyl-nucleotide exchange factor activity. The record is from RefSeq and is a predicted model, not a curated record. Gene Ontology annotation, cellular component: mitochondrial inner membrane. The coding region runs from base 213 to 1133 and encodes 306 amino acids. Gene Ontology annotation, biological process: positive regulation of mitochondrial translation. The transcript has a single exon.